Messenger RNA from Rotaria sp. Silwood1, 531 nucleotides. Lineage: Eukaryota; Metazoa; Rotifera; Eurotatoria; Philodinida; Philodinidae. The record is from the annotation of a GenBank genome assembly.
AUGCGCCGAAGACAAACGACAAGAAGAACAUCAACAGCUGAUGAUGAUGAUGAAGAUGUAGUCAAUCCAAUCGAUGAAAUAUGGAAGAAAAUCGAGUCAAUAGAAAAAGAAGUCAACCAACGAUUAGAAGAAAUUAAUCAUGAUCUUAAUUGUUUGAAAGAAAAAACUCGUGGAAAUGAAUGUCAUGAUGAUGAACGUUUCUUAAAACUUUGUCAUGCUGUAGACUAUCUUCUUGAGCGUAUUGAUCAUGAUUAUGAUACAAUAGCAUGUCGCGAAAUGAUCUUAUUAUUACUCGGUCAAAGGUCAGUGCGUCCGUUCUCUGGGCGUACAAUUCGCAAUCGACAAUUAUGUCGACGUAUGAAAAGAUGGUGUUUAUUUGUUGCUCUUGUUCUUUUUAUUGUGGCAUGCAUGUCAGUUUAUGGAUUACAUCGUAAUUGGUGUUAUCUUUUAGUAAUUUUAUGUCUGUCAGGAUCAAUACUUUCGUCGAUUGGUCUUCGUCGUAUAUACAAAAUUAUCGAAGCGAUCUGGUGA